This is a messenger RNA of Hordeum vulgare subsp. vulgare (domesticated barley), 1667 nucleotides long. Its product is annotated as amino-acid permease BAT1 homolog. Gene Ontology annotation, cellular component: membrane. Gene Ontology annotation, biological process: gamma-aminobutyric acid transport; transmembrane transport. The record is from RefSeq and is a predicted model, not a curated record. The coding region runs from base 66 to 1613 and encodes 515 amino acids. Lineage: Eukaryota; Viridiplantae; Streptophyta; Magnoliopsida; Poales; Poaceae. Gene Ontology annotation, molecular function: L-lysine transmembrane transporter activity; L-glutamate transmembrane transporter activity; gamma-aminobutyric acid transmembrane transporter activity. The transcript has 7 exons.
CAUCUCUAGCAAGCUCGACUACUUAGUUACCUAGAGGAAUUUGCAGCGGAAAAGAUCGGCCGACGAUGGCGCCGCGACGGAGCGCGGACGAGACGGCGGACGCGGACCGAGCGCGGCUGCACCAGCUGGGGUACAAGCAGGAGCUGAAGCGCGGGCUGAGCGCGGUGUCCAACUUCGCCUUCUCCUUCUCCAUCAUCUCCGUGCUCAUGGGCGUGACGGCCACGUACAACACGGGGCUGAGGUACGGCGGGCCGGCGUCCAUGACGCUGGGGUGGCUGGUGGUGACGGUGUUCAACGGCUGCGUGGCGCUGUCCAUGGCGGAGAUCUGCUCGGCGUACCCGACCUCCGGCGGGCUCUACUACUGGAGCGCCAAGCUCGCCGGCAGGGAGUGGGCGCCUCUCGCCUCAUGGGUCACCGGUUGGUUCAACAUCGUGGGACAGUGGGCCGGCACGACGAGCGUGGACUUCUCGCUGGCGCAGCUCAUCCAGGUGAUCGUCCUGCUCGGCACCGGCGGGGCCAACGGCGGCGGCUAUCUCGCCUCCAAGUACGUCGUGCUGGCCAUCUACGGCGUCAUCCUGGUCGUGCAUGGCCUCAUCAACAGCCUCCCCAUCCGCUGGCUCUCCUGGUUCGGCAAGCUCGGCGCCUUCUGGAACGUCGCCGGUAUCUUGGUGUUGGUGAUCCUGAUUCCCGCAGUUGCCAAGGAGAGGGCGAGCGUCGAGUUCAUCUUCACGCACUUCAACACGGACAACGGCAUGGGGAUCCACAACAAGGCUUAUAUUAUGGCGGUGGGGUUGUUGAUGAGCCAGUACUCGGUGCUUGGCUACGACGCAUCUGCACACAUGACCGAAGAAACAAAGGGCGCAGACAGAAGUGGGCCGAUCGGGAUCAUCAGCGCGGUGGCUCUCUCGUCCAUCUUUGGGUGGAUCUACCUGGUGGCCCUCACGUCGGUGGUGACGGACAUACCGUAUCUGCUGAGCCCCGAGAACGAUGCCGGCGGGAAUGCCAUCGCCCAGGCUCUUUACACCACCUUUCGCGCGAGGUACAACAGCGGCGUAGGAGCGGUGGCUUGCCUCGGGGUCAUCGCCGGUGCCAUGUUCCUCUGCGGCAUCGGGUCCAUCACGAGCAAUUCAAGGAUGGGUUACGCCUUCUCCCGUGAUGGGGCAAUGCCGUACUCGCAUGUGUGGCACCGGGUGAGUAGGCACGAAGUGCCGUUAAACAUGGUCUGGCUUUCUGUCUUCGUGGCAUUUGCCAUGGCCCUCACGUCAUUGGGCAGCCAAGUGGCAUUUCAGGCGAUGGCAUCCAUUGCGACGAUUGGGCUAUACAUUUCCUACGCGCUGCCCAUCUUCUUUCGCGUGACCACGGCCCGGAACUCAUUCAUACCGGGGCCAUUUCACCUUGGCCGGUAUGGGGUCACCGUCGGCUGGGUAGCAGUCCUUUGGGUAGCCUUCGUCACGGUGCUCUUCUCUUUGCCGGUGGCGUACCCGGUGGCAAAGGACGACUUCAACUACACACCGGUGGCCGUCGGGGGCGUGUUCAUGCUCAGCAUUGGGGCAUGGGUGCUCCAUGCACGUUUCUGGUUCCAAGGGCCAAUCAUAAAUGUUGACACGGUCUAGAAAUUUGCAUAUUGUAAUUUUAGUUGCACAUCAAGAGUUGGGUUGUUGAUUAAA